This is a messenger RNA of Colletotrichum higginsianum IMI 349063, 2805 nucleotides long. RefSeq names its product Ulp1 protease family protein. The transcript is spliced from 6 exons. NCBI's taxonomy places the organism in Eukaryota, Fungi, Ascomycota, Sordariomycetes, Glomerellales, Glomerellaceae. The coding region runs from base 1 to 2805 and encodes 934 amino acids. Gene Ontology annotation, biological process: proteolysis. The record is from RefSeq and is a predicted model, not a curated record. Gene Ontology annotation, molecular function: cysteine-type peptidase activity.
AUGACAUCCACCAGUGCUGUAGCGCUGCAGCACUCCCUCGAGUCUCUCAACAAACUCACACAUGACCUCGAUCUCCUGCAAGACCUCGACGAUCAGCUGAUCUGUCAAUGGGAACAGCUCGAGAAAUCGUUCAUCGAUGCCAAUGCCGAAAACGACGACAAUAAUGACGAUGGCCAUGUUCCCCAGCAACAAAAACAACAACAACAACAAGAGCAGGUGCAGCAAAGACGGUUACCGCACUUCCAGCUUUGGGCCUUCCUCUACGUUUCUCCCUCUGUCUUGGCCAGGGUCUGCAAGCUUCUUUUUGACGACGCAAACACAGGGGACCCUCACACCAGUGCUGCUCGCCGCAUCCGCUCCACGCUGAAGGCUGUGGCAAGUUCAUUCAGUCUCGACCCGGCCGUGCUGUACUUCUUGUUCGGCACUGACGUCGUAUUGAACCUCACGUUCGUCGAAGCAUUACGAAAUCUCCGCAAAGCCUUCCCGCAUGUCUCAAUGGAACAAGUGUUGACCCGUUUUCACGUGGCCAAGUCUACAUCACACGACGACCUUCUCCCAAGCGAAAAUAUCGACAAGGCACCUGUGAAUAAAGGUGGGCGAAAGUACGAGUCGGUGGCUAGGCAAAGUCUUCGGGUGGCCCUUGAGUCCUAUGACGCCAACAUUUGGCCAAAGAGAAAGCUCGCGAAGACGCCAAACGCCGGGGACGCAGCCUACCGCGGCGCAUCCAUCAAUCAGGUGCCCAAGACUCCAGACAGGCCCAACCCCAACCCCAACCCCAGAGAGAAUGAGCCCGCCAUUCAGCAAGAGGUGCCCAACGAUGCGAACAAGUAUCAGGUCAGUGCAGAUCAAGGUGUUGAAACCAACAUGCUCGAAUCAGACGCCGAUGUCUUGGGUCCCAACACCGGCGAGCCCUACGACCAAUCGUCUUUCUCUGGAGAGUCGGACGACGAGGUCAUCACAUCGCCGCCGUUUCACCACCCCAAGGUCAACAGACGAUCCCUGAGCCGGGCUCCAAGUCUCAGUAGUAUUGAAGAGAUCACCGAAAUGGAAAACGAUGCCCCCGACACGGAGCAAGGCCGAGGAGACACCAACCCGUCGCUCAAUAGCCGGCUUCUCAUGUUCCCUUUCUCACCAGACGUGCUUAAAGCCGACAACACCCGUUCGUCGCCGUGCGUCAAACGACUCCCAGACCACAUUAUCACCAACAGGCGCCGCCGUUGGUCUGGCUCACCCGACGCAGUCGAAGACGCCGACACUUCGACGAAGCGGUGUAGGCUAGAAAGUGCCAGCACACAUGCAGACGAGUCUUUCCAGUUCCAGUUUGCCCUCUCUUCCCUGGCUCGAGAGUCGGACCAAAAGCAUUCAGCCUCCCCUCCGAUCAUCGUUAACUCUCAUCCAGCUGCAACUAGUUUUCCUGCCAUUGCUGAUCCUUCUUCCCCGCGUCUUGGUCCUGGCGACAAUCAUCCUCCAAAGUUGGCGCCCGAAACCAAGCGACUCCCGCGUCGAAAUCUCGCAGAUCUGCUCGACUGCCAGCGCCGAUUUCUACCUGGCAAGUGGUUCAAUGAUUCCAUCAUCAACACCACUACCUACACCUUGCAAAGUGAUACGGUUAGCAUCCUCGAGACAAGCGUUCUGGCAAGCUCCUUGCUGCAGCCGGUACACGACGCGAACCAAAGUCAUUGGGUUUUGUAUCGAUAUCUCCCCGGCCCCCGCUUGCUGCAUGUGUACGACUCGCUUGGAAACGAAAGUACAAAGUCUGAUAUUACGGUUCACAAUGUCGUGCCAUUUCUGAAGUGGUUGUAUAAGUUCGAUGCUGCACCAAGCAUCAGCACGAUCAAGGGUCCCAUCCAGCCAAAUUCCACUGACUGCGGCGUCUACGUCUUGGCUGCUACCGCUAUCAUCGCCCGCAACGAUGCUACUUCAUGCGAAGCCGACCCAUGCCUACCCGACGCGUUUGACGAUGCGUUCGUCCGCAUGUACUUGCGCAGCAGGUUUCUUACAACGAGCCCAAGCGAGCCACUCGCCGAUGGGCGGGGAGCUGGCCGACUUCGCCGCAUACCGAGCCAGCUUGGAAAGGUCUCCAACCGGCUCAAUAAUAAAAUCUGCAUCAAGACUUUGUUUGUCAUCUUUUAUCGUGAUAGUCAUGUCGGAGUUUCGAAACGAGCUGUCACGUUUCAUUGGCAUAGAGUAAAUGUCCCUCGCACAGGCCUUGACGCCCUCGUCGACGGCUCUACCAUUGUAUCGUACCUCUCGAAGCGGAAACCUGGCCAUGACUUCGAACUCAAAUGCGGCUGCACGGAUGAGCCAAACUUCUGCAGGCACCGGCUUCUCUUUCGAAUCCGUGGUACAGCGGCCCUGAAGCAGGCUGACCAGGUGCUCGGGUUGAUCCCGAGCCUCGCCGUAGCUCUGGGAUUACUUGACCAGAGUGUAGAACUGGUUCCAGUCCAGAGGCGCGCGGUCGUUAUGGUCUGGACCGAAGCGAACGCUGAUGGUGAAGACCCAAAAAUGCAGGUGCGCCGUGCCAGCGACGGGAAGGCCGUGAAGAUCGACGUCGGCGGAGAGCUCGGCACUGAUUUGCUUGCUGAACCAGCCCCAGCCAAUGCGUGUCGAGGCGAAAACGUUGACACCCACGGUGACCUGGGAUUGGAAAGGGUCGUAGAACAUGAGGAAGUUGGCUUAGGCGCUGAACGAGGCCCGCGUGUCCCCGGAUUGGUACAGCAGAUCAAGCCUACCGCCGCCCACAAUGGCCUGGGGUGUGAUGGCGAAGUAAGCCUCGCCUGUGAUACUGAUAUCGCUGUCAAAUGA